UAAGCAGCAGUAAACAAACCCCGACCCAGCGUCACACGUUCUCCAGGUCCGAAGGGAUCCAGUGCCCAACUACCGACUCCUCCCGGAAUUGCGUUAUCGGAGCCGAGCCAGGAAUGGCCGUUAGUGGACACCCACCACUUUAAACACUCCCUAAAUCACUGCUGUAUUCCAUUGUCUGCCAGAUUUCUUACUUCACUUUUUCCUGUUUUUCGUAGUUCUGCGCACCAUCUUCUUCGGCAUUUUGAAUAUCCGGUUCAUAUUUGUAGUUGUUAUUUUUUGCUUCUGAAUGCAUUCACCUCUCGUUCAUCCAUUCACAUCUGUUCAGGUGCGAUCUUGAAUUAUCAAGGCAUGGAGAAAGCCGAAACAAAUAAUGUAAACAACAACGGUGAAGAAGUGGCUGAAAGCACUACAGCAGCCGACCACAGUGAAAGACCCAAUAAUACGACAUGUAAUAACAACAGUGUUAUGCCUGCGCCAGUGUUGGAUGAGAACGGCAGGGGAGAAUUUGGUACUGAUGUAAAUCAAGGCGGCCAAGGACCGCCACAGCCUUCUUGGAGAACUCCGUUCACCGACCUCUCCCAAAUAGAUGCCGAUCUCGCCCUUGCCCGUACCUUACAGGAGCAGGAAAGAGCAUAUAUGAUUCUUACAAUGCAUGGUAACGGGAGUGAUUAUGUCAGUGAAGAAGAAUACGUACAUGACUACCGCCACGAUAGCUCUGGUGAUCCCAGUGAAGUAGAUGAUAGCCAUGUAGAUCUAGAUGAUGAAGAUGCUUUUGAUUUUCAUGCUCGUGAUGAAGCAAGUGAUGAUGAGAACCAAGGUAUUGAGUUGGACCCAGCUGCUUUUCCAAGUGAUGAGGCCUAUGCUAGAGCACUACAAGAAGUUGAAGAGAGGGAAAUGACAGCUAGAUUGCUGGCCCUUGCUGGACUAAAUGAAGGGAGAGCUCUAAGUGAAGAGGAUCAUGGUCAAAACUCUCAGGAUGCAUGGGAGGAAGUUGAUCCCGAUGAACUCUCCUAUGAGGAAUUGAUUGCAUUGGGUGAAGUAGUUGGAACAGAGACCAGGGGACUUUCUCCACAUACAAUUGCCUCUUUGCCAUCAAUGAAUUACAAAGCAGAAAUUACCAAGGACGGGUUUAAUGAUACAUGUGUCAUAUGUCGAUUGGACUAUGAAAAUGAUGAGACCUUGACGGUGCUUUCCUGCAAACAUUCAUAUCAUCCUGAGUGUAUAAAAAAUUGGCUAAGAAUAAACAAGGUGUGUCCUGUCUGUAGUGCUGAAGUCCCCUCUUCUGGAAACAGUUAGCGGAAAUAUUCGCAUCUGCCACUGUUCACUGUUGCUGGAUUUCUGAUGAGACAAGGUUGAGGCUUCUAUGACCUGGGCUCAAGAUCUAUAUCAAUUGUUUUUGUAAUUCUCGUUCCUUAGCAAAUACAGUGUUACUAACAUUGUGACUGUUUUAUUGCCUGCUAUAUUUUUAUAUCAUUGAGUGUAUAUUUUAAACAUGAAUGCAUCAGAUUUAUUGUUUCUCAUUGGUCAGUGUACCACUGACAAGUCCGU
This is a messenger RNA of Cuscuta epithymum, 1548 nucleotides long. Lineage: Eukaryota; Viridiplantae; Streptophyta; Magnoliopsida; Solanales; Convolvulaceae. The record is from the annotation of a GenBank genome assembly.